ACAUUAGCUAGCAAAGCAUGGUAUGUCACCGCCAUCGCAGAAAUUUACUGAACUUUCGAGAGUUUUACGGGGGUUUGGAAGGGCUUGAGGAUUGGGAGAACAGAACGGGAUAGGUGAUUUUUACAGUGCGUGUUUCUCUUUCUCUAAAUUCAGGGGGGGAUAUUUAAAAUGGAAACCAGUGUGAAUCGCGGAUUCGUCAACCUGUGGUCCCGGUGGACAGAGAAAAGAAGCGCAAUUCAAUCAUGCGCUGGGGGAUCACGUGCUUCACCCUUGGAGUCAAAGCAGGAGAAUUUAUUCGAAAGUUAAUUUGGUGAUCUUGGAAAGGGAGUCGGGAAUUUCUGAGGCCAUAUUUUUCGGAUUGUUUCACACUCUCGGAUUUCAUCGAGAGCGAUACGGGUAUUGGCGUCGUAGCUGUUCGCGUUGUGGAUGGUGUGCGGGCAGUGCUGUUCGACUCUGUUUUGCAGGGCAAUUCCUCAAUACUUGAUUCAAGGACUUCUCGCGGUCAAGGGGUCUUUACUUACUUCAGUGCCGCCUUAUUCCGCUGUGAGAGGAUGAUCUGCAAGCUUUUUACUCCAAAGAGCUUCUCCCCGUGUGAAUAUCCUUGCGUAUUGAGAUACACAGAGAUAGUUUCUUUGAAUUGGUCACCACAAUGCAGAAGCUCAGCUGGUGGAUGCAAUGCUUGGUUCUCCGGACACUGCCUGGGUCGCUUCUGCGGCGUGAAGGGUACCGGAUUAUUCAAGUAUCAGGAUCAGGUGUAGAUGACAGAGAAGAGGCGAUGCCUCUGCGACCGAAUAGUCUACCGCUCCCCGCGGGUGGUACAUUCAAAUCCUGCUGGAGCGGAAACUUCUGCUCGGCGGGCACCCUGGCAAUGACUGUGAUUAUCGUUCUGCUUAUGCAUUCAUGCCUGGAUUCCUGGCCAGCCUCCUCACAUAAGAAGAAUUGGCAACAAAUUUUUGUUGAGUCUAUUGACAACAAUAGCAUCAGUAACCAUUUGAAACAAAUCACGAAGGAGCCUCAUGUGGCAGGAACCUCAGAGAAUUUCAAGACAGCUGAUUAUGUAGAGUCUAAUUUCAAGACCUAUGGUCUGAAUGCGCAUCACAAGGACUACAAUGUGCUAUUGACCUAUCCAUUGCAUCGAUCAGUGGUACUUACACAGCCGAAUCACGAGCCGAUUAAACUUUUGUUGAACGAGGAAGCUGUGGCUGGUGAUCCAUAUAGCAACAAUUCAAAUAUUAUCCCAACCUUCCAUGCAUAUGCUCCGUCAGGAAAUGCGUCAGCUGAGGUCAUAUAUGCAAACUAUGGGGCACUGGAGGAUUUUCAAAAACUAGCCCAGCUCGGUGUCAAGGUUGAAGGGGCGAUCGUUAUUGCGAAAUAUGGUAUGAUAUAUCGCGGGGAUAUUGUUGAGAAUGCGGCACAAGCAGGAGCUGUUGCAGUUGUGAUUUACUCUGAUCCUUUGGACUAUGGAAAUAACGGCACUGAGGGCUAUUAUCCUGAUUCGCAAUGGUUACCCCCAAGCGGUGUACAACGGGGAUCUGUAUUUAGAGGAAUUGGUGAUCCCUUGACGCCUGGGUGGGCAAGCGAAACAGAUGCUGAAAGACUAUCCGUGGAUGACCCUAGCGCUCAGAUGCCUCGAAUCCCGUCGUUGCCAAUCUCUGCUGAAGAUGCUCUUCCAAUUUUAAGAUCCUUGGAGGGUCCGGUAGCUCCAAGUGAGUGGCAAGGAGCGCUUAACUUAUCUGAAUACAAGUUGGGACGGGGCCCUGGGAGACUUGACAUCUCAUACGUGGCUAAUCAGACGGUUACUUCCAUUCGAAAUGUUUUUGCCACGAUUAAAGGAUCAAAGGAGCCUGACAGGUUGGUAUUGCUUGGUAAUCACCGCGACGCAUGGACAUUUGGAGCUGUGGACCCUAACAGCGGCACAGCAGCACUUUUAGAGCUGGCUCGAGUAAUUGGGAAACUUAUGGAGGAAGGUUGGCGUCCUCACAGGAGCAUUGUGUUGUGCAGCUGGGAUGCUGAAGAAUAUGCCCUGAUAGGAUCAACUGAAUGGGUGGAGCAAAACAUUGAUAUUCUCGGUGCGAGCGCGGUAGCAUACUUGAAUGUUGACUUCGGAGUAGCUGGACCUGGUUUUAAUGCAGCAGCCUCUCCGCAACUUGAUGAACUCCUAAUAGAAAUUACCAAGCAGGUAACAGACCCAGAUGACGUCAAACAGAGCUUGUACACGUCAUGGGUGGCCUCAAGCAAUAAAACAACGCCUACUAUUGAUAGGUUAGGUGGGGGGGGAUCAGACUAUGCCGCCUUUCUACAACAUGCAGGCGUGCCAUCGAUGGAUAUCUCCUUUGGUGCCGAUUAUUCUGUGUACCAUAGUACCUUUGAUAACUAUAAUUGGAUGGCCAAGUUUGGCGAUCCUUUGUUUCGUCGUCAUGUUUCUGUGACCAGUGUGUGGGGCUUAUUAGCCUUGAGGCUUGCGGAUGACAAAGUCCUGCCUAUGAAGUAUGAAAAAUAUGCAAGCGAACUUUAUUCAUAUGCCCUUGCAAUAAAUUCAGGGCUAUCAUCAUCGGAGGCUCCUAAAAGUAUCACUGUUGCCCCUCUUUUCUCGGCUAUCAAGGACCUGCAUCUUUCGACUUAUCAACUGACAGAUGAACUGAACAUCUUGGAGCAAGAAGGGCUGGAAAAGCUGUCGGAAUUGUCUUCGGAUCUUUUGUACAGCCGACGUGAACUCAACGAUCGUUUGCUUCGGGCAGAGCGUGCAUUUCUCGACAGUGACGGAAUACCUGGAGCGUCUUGGUACAAACAUCUGGUUUAUGGACCUGUUCCAAACGACAACUACGGAUCACUUUCAUUCCCAGCUAUCUGGGGUACUAUUCACGAGGCCACAGGUAAUGGCAACAGUGCUUUGAACGCAACGAAAUGGGCGGCAGUGCAGCAUGAAGUGUAUCGCAGUGCACGGGUCACAAGGAGGGCAUCACUUGUACUACGAGGCAAGCUUACAUGAUUACGGUGUCCAAAACCUGUUUUUAGGCAUAGUGUGCACAAUGGAGGUCUUAACUUUUAAAUGUUUUGAUUGGUUGAAAUUAAGAAGCUUUCUUGAGUUUGCUUUAUAUUUCAAAAAACAAGUCUAAAUAAGUAAAAAAAAUAAAAUGUGGUGGAAUUUAUUUUUUUCCUA
Physcomitrium patens is the source of this 3160-nucleotide messenger RNA. RefSeq names its product putative glutamate carboxypeptidase LAMP1. The record is from RefSeq and is a predicted model, not a curated record. Lineage: Eukaryota; Viridiplantae; Streptophyta; Bryopsida; Funariales; Funariaceae. Gene Ontology annotation, molecular function: carboxypeptidase activity.